Cladophialophora immunda is the source of this 1450-nucleotide messenger RNA. RefSeq lists its product as uncharacterized. The record is from RefSeq and is a predicted model, not a curated record. NCBI's taxonomy places the organism in Eukaryota, Fungi, Ascomycota, Eurotiomycetes, Chaetothyriales, Herpotrichiellaceae. The transcript has 2 exons. Bases 47 to 1063 code for a protein of 338 amino acids.
CUGAUAACAGUGCGCACUUUCUAUACCUUCAAACAAUUUGGAAAUAAUGGCGACAAUGGAUGACUAUGACAAGGUAAAGGGAGAAGAGGAACAUAUCCUCCCUUUACCAGGCGACCGGCAACUGGCAUACGCCCACAGCGGCCCCGCAACGUCUCGAACCGUCGUUAUCUUCUUCACGGGCAUCAUGAGCGUCGGCACCGCACCGAACACGCCUGCCCCGUGUCGCGACCUCGGGGUGCACUGGAUUUCGCCUACGCUCCCGGGCAUGGGGAAUUCCAGCACUCGCGACAAGAAGGUACCCUACUACGUCUCGUUGGCGAGAGACAUGGUCGCCUUGCUGGCGCAUCUGUACCCCACGGACGCCUUUGACGCCCUCUACGUUGCGGGAGGAUCGUACGGCACGGUGCAGGCACAAAUGCUGUACGGAGCGCCGUAUGACCUGUUUCCUCCUGGUCGCAAGAUCGUCGGGUGCGUCCUGUUAAGCGGCUUCGCGCCCCUCAAAUACCACCCAGGCUAUGCGAAGACACUGAACUGGCAGAACUGGUUCUCCUUCGGGCCCCCAACACGGGUGCUUCCCUUCCACCUUCUCCAGCGGCUUUUCCGCCUCGCAGUCGAGUCGAAACUGCACACCGUCGACGGCGCGAAGACGUUCCUCCGGCAGACGCUUAUUGACAAGAUGGACGACGAAGAAAAGUCGACGUUCGGCAAAUGGCUGGAGAAGAAUGACCUGGCCGAGGACGCCUUCUUGGACCAGAUGGCGCGAGGAAUUAUCCGAUGUUGUGUGAACUGGGAUGGCUUCAUGGAGGUCUCGGACGUGAUACACUCCGACUGGGGAUUUGAGCCCAAGGAGCUUGACGAAGAGCAUGCGUCGAAACCAGUCCUCGUCGUCAGUUCAGACGUUGACCAAAUCGGCGGGAGCACCAAUAACUGGCUGGUCGACAAUUACAGGUCCACCAAGCACAAACUGGUGCCGGGAGGCCACAUAUCGUCCUUGUUUUAUAUGGAUGAAAUAUGGGAUGAGAUCAUUCAAAUGGCGAAAUCGCAGGUAGACCGUGAUGCCUGAUUAUGGCUUGCCCCAAGGAUCCAUCGGCACAUUUGGGCACAGGAGUCAAUUGUGAAACCCGAGAGCCACAAGAAGAAUACAUGGGACCAGGCAUGUGCACUUGACACCAGCCUAGAACAGGCAACAGCAUAGACCCAUCGUGGACUCGGCGGCAAACUAGAUUUCUUCACGCUCCUGGUAGUGAGCUCCUCCUACCCUAGCAGGACAUUCAACUCGUCCAAUAUAGCGAAGUCAGACCCAAGUCCAUGAACAACUUCUCUACCUCCUGUGGAGUCAUCCGGUCAUAGUCGUAAGCGGCCUUGUUGGAAUACCACGCCUGCGACAAUUCUUAGCAGACUGGCCGUGGCUUCAUUUGGUAGUAGCAGAAUUACCUUUGAUAAUUUCCAC